ACUCCCAGGCUGGAAUGGUGUCCUCAUACUGAGGCCCAGAAACGUGCCCUAGCUUUACUAGGAGCGCCCCCACCUAAAGAUCCUCCCCCUAAAUACACCCCCAGACCCCGCCCAGCUGUGGUCACUGGAGUGUUUACUCUGCAGGCAGGGGGAAGAGGGCGGGACUGAGCAAGCAGAGACCGACAAAGUCCGGGGACUAUAAAGGCCGGUCAGGCAGCAUCUGGUCAGUCCCAGCUCAGAGCCGCAACCAGCACAGCCAUGCCCGGGCAAGAACUCAAGACACUGAAUGGCUCUCAGAUGCUCUUGGUGUUGCUUGUGCUCUUAUGGCCGCCGCAUGGGGGCGCCCUGUCUCUGGCCGAGCCGAGCCGCACAAGUUUCCCGGGACCCUCAGACUUGCACUCCCAAGACUCCAGAUUCCGAGAGUUGCGAAAACGCUACGAGGACCUGCUGACCAGGCUGCGGGCCAACCAGAGCUGGGAAGAUUCGAACACCGACCUCAUCCAGGCCCCUGAGGUCCGGAUACUCACACCCGAAGUGCGGCUGGGAUCUGGCGGCCACCUGCACCUGCGUAUCUCCCAGGCCGUCCUGCCCGAGGGGCUCCCCGAGGCCUCCCGCAUUCACCGGGCUCUGUUCCGGCUGUCCCCGACGGCGUCAAGGUCGCGGGACGUGACACGACCGCUGCGGCGUCAGCUCAGGCUUGCAAGACCCCAGGCGCCGGCGCUACACCUGCGACUGUCGCCGCCGCCGUCGCAGUCGGACCAACUGCUGGUAAAGUCUUCGUCCGCACGGCCCCAGCUGGAGUUGCACUUACGGCCGCGAGCCGCCAGGGGGCGCCGCAGAGCGCGUGCGCGCAACGGGGACCACUGUCCGCUCGGGCCCGGGCGCUGCUGCCGUCUGCACACUGUCCGCGCAUCGCUGGAAGACCUGGGCUGGGCCGAUUGGGUGCUGUCGCCAUGGGAGGUGCAACUGACCAUGUGCAUCGGCGCGUGUCCGAGCCAGUUCCGGGAGGCCAACAUGCACGCGCAGAUCAAGACGAGCCUGCACCGCCUGAAGCCCGACACGGUGCCAGCGCCCUGCUGCGUGCCCGCCAGCUAUAAUCCUAUGGUGCUCAUUCAAAAGACCGACACCGGGGUGUCACUCCAGACCUAUGACGACUUGUUAGCCAAAGACUGCCACUGCGUAUGAGCAGCCCUGGUCCUUAGACUGUGCACCUGCGCAGGGGAUGCGACCUCAGUUGUCCUGGCCUGUGGAAUGGGCUCAAGGGUCCUGAGACACCCGAUUCCUGCCCAAACGGCUGUAUUUAUGUAUCUGUUAUUUAUUAUUAAUUUAUUGGGUUGACCUUUCUGGGAACUGGGGGGCUGGCCUGAUGGAACUGUGUAUUUAUUUAAAACUCUGGUGAAUAAAAUAAAGCUGUCUGAAGCGC
Rhinopithecus roxellana (golden snub-nosed monkey) is the source of this 1423-nucleotide messenger RNA. RefSeq names its product growth differentiation factor 15 (gene GDF15). The record is from RefSeq and is a predicted model, not a curated record. Gene Ontology annotation, biological process: SMAD protein signal transduction. Gene Ontology annotation, molecular function: growth factor activity; cytokine activity. Gene Ontology annotation, cellular component: extracellular region. Bases 259 to 1185 code for a protein of 308 amino acids. The transcript is spliced from 2 exons. Lineage: Eukaryota; Metazoa; Chordata; Mammalia; Primates; Cercopithecidae.